This is a messenger RNA of Aspergillus viridinutans, 1284 nucleotides long. Its product is annotated as thermophilic desulfurizing enzyme family protein. Gene Ontology annotation, biological process: L-leucine catabolic process. Bases 1 to 1284 code for a protein of 427 amino acids. The record is from RefSeq and is a predicted model, not a curated record. The transcript is spliced from 3 exons. Gene Ontology annotation, molecular function: 3-methylbutanoyl-CoA dehydrogenase activity; flavin adenine dinucleotide binding. NCBI's taxonomy places the organism in Eukaryota, Fungi, Ascomycota, Eurotiomycetes, Eurotiales, Aspergillaceae.
AUGGCACAACCAAACGUCCCAGCAACAGACCCCGCAGUGUACGACGCCUACAAGGAGAAAUGGGCUGCUCUCCCUGACUCCGCAGACGCAUGGCUUGCACGAGCGCAUGAAGUGGCUGAAAUUCUUGGCCAGGAUGCAGCUCAACGAGAUCAAGACAACAAGUCACCUCGUGCAGAGGUCGCCUUACUGAAGCAUUCCGGUCUGUUGAAGCUUCUGGGGCCGAAGAAGUAUGGCGGCGGAGAACAGCCGUGGCAUGUGGGCUACAAGGCGAUCCGAGAAGUGGCCAAGGGGGACGGGUCCAUUGGCAUGCUUCUCGGAUAUCAUCUCCUCUGGUCGACGACCGCCAAUGUGGUUGGAACUGCCGAACAAGCCGAUCGUCUACAGGAACUGAUCAUCACGAACAACUUUUUCGUCGGAGGAGCGGUUAAUCCUCGGGACAAUGACUUGAAGAUAACUGCAGAAGGUGACUCGAUCGUCUUCAACGGGUUCAAGCACUUCAAUACUGGUGGUGUGGUUUCCGACCUUACGGUCCUUGAAGGCGUGCUGGACGGAACCCAGGACCAUAUAUUUGCCAUUGUGGAAACUAAUCAGCCCGGCAUUCAAUUCGCACACAACUGGAAGAAUAUUGGUCUGCGGUUGACAGAAUCUGGGAGCGUUAAGAUCGAGAAUGUGCGUGCAUCUUGGACCGAUGCAUUAGGAUGGGACGCAACGAGCAAAAGACCAGUCGCAGAGGUUCUCACCAUUCCCUUUGCCUCUUUGUUUCUACCUACAAUUCAACUGGUCUUCAGCAACUUCUACCUCGGAAUCGCCAUCGGCGCCCUCGAGUUCGCAGCCAAGUAUACUGCCACGUCCACACGCCCCUGGCCCUAUGGCGGGGACAACAAGGACGCCGCCACGGACGAGUUCUACAUCCUCGAACGGUACGGGAACUUCUUUGCACAUCUGCGUGCGGCAGAAGCACUUGCCGACAGAGCAGGCGAUCAACUUUCAGCGCUGUACGAACGUCAUUCAGGCGAUCGGUCCAAGGUGACAGCUGAGGAACGAGGGGAAGUGGCUGAAUGGAUCGCAAGUGUGAAGGUGGUCACUACAGAUGUCGGACUUCGAGUCACGUCCGGCAUAUUCGAGGUGACUGGCGCGCGAGCGACGUCGCUGAAGGUGGGGCUGGACAGGUUCUGGAGGGAUAUUAGGACGCACACCUUGCAUGACCCCGUGGCGUACAAGAACCGGGAGCUCGGCAGAUAUGUGCUACUGCAUGAGUACCCGGAGCCUACAUGGUAUACUUAG